CGCGCGGCGGCCGGCAUGGCGCUCUUCCACGUCGCGCGGUACUCGGGCCCCGAGGCGGCCGGGGCGGAGGCCGAGGCCGAGGCGGACGGCCGGGCUCGCGCGCUGCUGGAGCGGCUGCGGUGCCGGGCCCGAGAGCGGCAGCUGCAGAAGCAGCCGCCGCAGCAAGAGCCCUCGGAGACCGCGCAGACCGCGCAGGCGGCGGGGAAGCGGCGACGGCGGCCGCGCAGAACGCGGAGGCGCAAGAGCGGCGGGGCGCCGGGAAGCCCGCACGCACCUCCCUCCAAGCGGCGGAAGGCGGACAACGAGGAUGAGGACGCGGGCGCAGGUGGGGCCUCGCGGGGCGGGGCGGGGCCCUGGGACUCGGGACCGCGUGGGGCUGACGCGCCGCCCCGCCCCCGCUUCUGCCGCGCAGAGAGCAGCGAGGAGGCGCCGGCGGGGAACAGCGUGGGAGCCGAAGCCGCGGGGUCGCCGGAGGGCCAGGGCGGACCGCCCCCCGAAGAGGCCUCUGGUCCCCCAGCCCACGCCCUGGUGCUCGGGGGCUUCGGGAGGAGCAAGGCGCCGAAGGUCCAGCCUUUCCUGCCAGCGUGGCUGGCUGAGCCAAGCUGCGUUGGAAAGAAUGUCACCGAAGGCCUGGUGUCUAUCGAGGAUAUCCCGGAAGUCCACCCGGACCUGCAGAAGAGGCUGCGGGCUCAGGGCAUCUCGUCUUACUUCCCAGUGCAGGCAGCAGUGAUUCCCGCUCUUCUGGAGAGCACAGCCCACGGGUUUCUGGUAAGCAGAGGCGGCUACCGGCCUAGCGACCUCUGUGUUUCUGCCCCAACGGGCAGUGGGAAGACCCUGGCCUUCGUCAUCCCCGUGGUGCAGGCCCUGCUGCGGCGAGCCGUGUGCCAGGUUCGUGCCCUGGUUGUGCUGCCGACCAAGGAGCUGGCCCAGCAGGUGAGCAACGUGUUCAGUGUCUACGCAGACGCCACUCCUCUGCGGGUCGCCCUGCUCACCGGGCAGAAGUCGCUGGCCAAGGAGCAGGAGAGCCUCGUGCAGGACACAGCACACGGCUUCCGCUGCCUGGCAGACAUCGUGGUGGCCACGCCUGGCCGCCUGGUGGACCACGUCGAGCAGACCCCGGGAUUCGGCCUCCAGCACCUCCGCUUCCUGGUCAUCGACGAGGCCGACCGCGUGAUAGACAGCAUGCACCAGUCCUGGCUGCCGCGGGUGCUGGCCGCGGCCUUUCCCAGGGAGGGCACUAGGGGCCCCUUUGCUCUGCUCCAGAGAACGCAGCCGCGGGCUGUGACUGCAGCCAGCGUCUGCUGCCCCCAGAUGCCACUGCAGAAGCUACUCUUCUCGGCCACGCUGACCCAGAACCCCGAAAAGCUGCAGCAGCUCGGCCUCUACCGGCCCCGGCUCUUUUCCACGGGGUCGGCGCACGGGGGCCCCCGAGACCGCGCCGCGGACGGGGACGGGGACGGGGACGGGGACUCGGGUGGGAAGUACGCCUUCCCUGCGGGGCUCACGCAUCGCUACGUGCCCUGCAGCCUCCGCCUCAAGCCGUUGGUCGUCCUGCACCUGAUCCUGGAGAUGAAUCUCUCAAGGGUUCUGUGUUUCACCAACUCCCGCGAGAAUUCCCACAGGCUGUUCCUGCUGGUCCAGGCGUUCGGGGGCGUGCGCGUGGCCGAGUUCUCCUCCCGCUACGGGCCUGGCUCCAGGAAGCGGAUCUUGAAGCGGUUUCAGCAGGGGAAGAUCCAGCUCCUCAUCAGCACCGACGCCACGGCCCGCGGCAUCGACGUGCAGGGCGUGCAGCUGGUGGUGAACUACGACGCCCCCCAGUACCUGCGGACCUACGUGCACCGGGUUGGAAGAACCGCCCGCGCCGGAAAAUCCGGACAGGCCUUCACGCUGCUCCUCAAGGUGCAGGAGAGGAGGUUUGUCCGGAUGCUCAGGGAAGGCGGGGUGCCCGGGCUGGAGCGGCACGACGCCCCCAGUGAGCUCCUGCAGCCGCUGGCCCCGCGGUACCAGGAGGCCCUGUCCCAGCUGGAGAGCGCCGUCAGGGAGGAGCGGAAGCAGAAAGCAGCCUAGGCCGGGGUCGGGACGGAGCGGCGGGGGGGCCUCCCCUCCCGGCGGGGCAGCCGCCUCCUUUCCGGAGACAUCCUGAGCGCCGGUUGCCAGACGCAUGAGCAGGAGACGGGGCUUCCUCAGCUGAGAGAGCCUCGGUCCCCAAGCGCGCCGCUGCCCUGGGCCCGGCCCCCUGGACACACGGCUCUGGCCCCGGCCUGAGACCUUCCAGGGGGCACAAGGUCAGCCCCGUCGGGUGGUCUUUCUGGAAACAAGGCUCCAGCGAAACUGUUUACACUCCCCCGGAACUGACGGGGUGGCAUCUGCCAUGCAUUAGGCUGUAAGUUGGGGAUCAGCCUUGAGGUACCUUCAGGAAUUCAGUUUUUCUAACAGCGUGAGCCACCACCCUGCGUGGGAGAGGUGGCUCUGGGUCCCUCGCUGUUGGGGUGAACUGCCGGCCGCUAAGUAGCCGUUCCCCGCGCGGCGUUGCAGAGACCAGAGGAUGCGCUGCGUGGUCAUCGUAGCUGUACUUCACGAUUAGUCACCGCGCGUGUAAGACGAGCGUCCCGGAAACAGGCUUCAAAGCACUGACCGCCGUCUCUGAGAAAGCCUCGUUUCCAAAACUCACGUGUUGACAGAGCCUUAAUGGGAAUGAACCGCGGCUCCUCGUGUCGGCAGAAUAACCGCCCAUGAGUCCUGGCGUCCCGUGUGCUCGCUGUCGCCCGAGUGGACGUCAUGGGGCGGAGUGGGCAGCUUACGGGAGAGCACGCGGACCAGGGCUCGGGUCGCGCCAGCCCGGACCUCUCGGGGCUGUAAACGCACUCUGCAUACCGAACCUACUCACAUUUCAGUCCAGGCUUCGCACGGGACCCGGGGGGAUGGCACAGCCAUGCACGGCCUCUGAGAGGCAGCUUACCGGUCUGUGGAUUGUAUCUCAAUAAAACAUCUGUUUGUUUAAAAACAAA
Molecule: messenger RNA, 3008 nt
Organism: Eubalaena glacialis (North Atlantic right whale)
Lineage: Eukaryota; Metazoa; Chordata; Mammalia; Artiodactyla; Balaenidae
Gene: DDX51
Product: DEAD-box helicase 51
Exons: 14
Coding region: 16-2067 (683 amino acids)
Cellular component (GO): nucleus
Molecular function (GO): ATP binding; nucleic acid binding
Source: RefSeq, a predicted model, not a curated record